Messenger RNA from Nasonia vitripennis (jewel wasp), 8989 nucleotides. RefSeq names its product proto-oncogene tyrosine-protein kinase ROS (gene sev). The transcript is spliced from 21 exons. NCBI's taxonomy places the organism in Eukaryota, Metazoa, Arthropoda, Insecta, Hymenoptera, Pteromalidae. The coding region runs from base 580 to 8334 and encodes 2584 amino acids. Gene Ontology annotation, molecular function: protein binding; transmembrane receptor protein tyrosine kinase activity; ATP binding. Gene Ontology annotation, cellular component: signaling receptor complex; membrane. Gene Ontology annotation, biological process: positive regulation of kinase activity; protein phosphorylation; regulation of TOR signaling. The record is from RefSeq and is a predicted model, not a curated record.
CCCAUCCGUCAGUCGGCCCAAGCGCGCUGCUAACGAAGCAUCGUCUUCACGUCCUUCCCUGCGCUCUGCACGUGCUGUAUGAGCUCGAGAGUUUUCUUCUUUGUGAUUCGACGUUAAAAGUGCCGCGGAGUGAUCUGUGCUGUUCUAUACCGGGAUGAACGUUGGUGAAGUUAGUGGUUGUAACGAAUAACGUUGGUUUGCACUCGAGAAUAUAGUAACAAAGGGAGAAAUUCGAAGAAAUUCGAGGGCGAGUGAGAAGAGGUGCAUAAUGUUGAUCAACAAGAAGAAGUAGGAUUGUGUGUCAAGUGCUGCAGCUCUACCGGGAAAGCCUGCAUCUUCUCUCUCACAACAAACUGCAGAGCCCACCCCCCCCCCCCCAGUUAUAAGCUCGUAAAUCAAUUAAAAAGCGAUAAAACUCCGAGUACUUAUCAUGAUUCACUCGUCGCAAAAUUAGAGUACACACGCGAUAGCGUCAUGGGUUUGGAGAAAAGGAGAUGACUACGACAACGCCGGAGAUGAGCAGCAGCUCCGGAAGGACUAGCCGAUAACGGACAGUACGUUCGCAUACACAAAAGGAUUAUGACGUCGGUGACAUGUCUAUUGCGGCUGUUGCUUCUCGCAGCGGCGGCGUCGGCUUACCUACCCGACGAAGAGCUAGUCCAGGAGGCGCAACGAGGGCCGACCGACGGUUGCGUCUCUGCCUGUGCCGAGCACGAUCAGGACGAUGCAGACGACGCCACCUCAGAAGUCGGUUGCCUGUUCCGCUGCCGAAUCGAUCACUGCUCCAAAGGCUGUGUCAUAUGGGAACAGGCUCUCGCCUCGAGCUGUCAAGAAGUUUGUAAUGCAACCCAAAGACUGCUAUCCGUUAAGGAACUCUACUGUACAAUCGGUUGUCAGAAUGCCCUGAGUCGAUAUUACCAGCAGUUGAGAGUUGACAUCGGAGUACCGCCCACGCCUAUUCUAGUCGAAGAUUCAAAUGCAGCGACGUCUCUAACGCUCAAAUGGGACAACAGUCAUCUGAAACAGUACGACUUCAAAAUCAUGUAUUUCGCCCAGUGGAAGUACGAAGAUGUCGAGGGGGACUGGAGAUACUGCGAUUAUCAGAGUUGGAACGGGAACAAUCAGAUUUUCGUACACAAAUUACAGCCUUACACAAAAUACAGGUUUCGCCUGGCAAUCCUGCUGAAUUCAAUGGAACAGAACGACGAGCCGCUGUUCUCACAGCCUAGUCCAGCGAUUCUCACGUUUCCAAGCGGACCACCUACGUCGGCGCCGGUAAUUUUGCGCGCUCUGGCGAUCGACCAUUCAAGAAUCUAUGUAAAUUGGAAGGAAGGCCUUUUUACCAACGGGCCACUUUUCUCCUACGUCCUACGACUCCAACAGGAGGGCCAUGAGGCAUUUCAAUUGAAAGACAUUCCAGUCUCGCAGGAUACUUUCAUGUUUCAAAAUCUAGAGCCGAAUACUAACUAUUCCGUCACUCUGACUAUGAGGAAUGGAGAUGGCGAAGGACCGGCUACGUCGGCUUUUGUGAAGACGUUACUCGAACCCGAAGCUAAUUCGUCCGAGAAGCCAUCCCUCCUCAUAACCAGCGAGUACACAGUAAUCCGUCAAAGUGCAGACGUCUUGGUCGACGCAGCUUUGCUUUACAGAUCCACCGAACAGAUCCGCGACACAGCUCUUCUGACGUCUACGUCUCAAUUUUUCAUAAGCGACUCGGCCGAGCGUCUCUAUCGUGUCUCCUUCAAUGGGACUACCUCAAACAGUCAGCUCUUACUGGAGCCCAACAGCACAGAUCUGAGGCCUUGGAGCCUCUCGGCCGACUGGCUUAACUCAAAGUUGUACAUAGCUGGUACCGACGACGAUACUGGCUUUUGGAGAAUCGCCAGGUGCGAGGACUUGAAGUGCAAGGAUCUAAAGAUAUUGAUUGCGGGCUUGGGUGGAGAACCGACGAGACUGCAAGUCGAUCCGUACAAUGGAUAUCUCUUCUGGAUGUCGGGGGACGGGAUUUACAGAGUCGAGCUGGACGAACUAGAGAAUGAGGGUGUGCAGCCGAAACAAAUUUUGAAGAAAUUGAAUCUGGGCGCUUUUAUCGUCGAUUACAGCAACAGACGUUUGCUGGUGUCGUAUCAGUCGGAGAACACGAUCAAGUCCGUUUCGUUGGACGGCAAAGUCGUAAUAGAUAUCAGACUCAACACAAAGCAGCCUAAAUUAAAAAAUGUAACUUCUAUGUCCAUAGUCAAUGGAUUAUUUUAUUGGACUAACGGGGUGGAAAUUAUUGCGGAAAGUUAUGAAUCCACCAACUAUAGAUAUUUUCACAAUGUCCUUAUAAACAGAAUCGACGAAAACUUUAUAAGCUUGCAUGCCCUGACCGAGGAAACGCAACCGAUUCCUCUGCCAACUCGUGCAGCCCGCGACCUUCAAGCUCUAGUCCUCUCUGAACGAGCGAUGAUAUCGUGGCAUGAGCCUCCACUAUUGGGUGACCAAAGUCCAGGUGCCUGGAGCAACUGGUCUUAUUUACUGUUUGUCGAGGACGACAUAAACGGUGAGGUAAUCCAGGAGCGCGAGAUCUACGGUCAUGAACACGCUGUCGACGAUUUGAGAGAUCAUUCGCUGUACACCAUCAAAAUUGCUCCGUAUAGCAAAGCAGGAGAUGGCCCUUGGUCUGCUGACUUUAAGGUUCAGACUAUCAAAAAAGAGAUGAAUGUGUCUAUUCUAUGGGUGUCGAAUGAGACUCUUCUGGAGAGCGACUUAAUCGGCCAGAACAUGAAAAGUAUUGUCAAUAUUACAGACUUGAAUAAGGAUAAUGCUGUGAGCAUAAUCGGCAUUUCUUGGUAUCAAGAUUUGUUUUACGUUGUGGGGGACGAUUCGAAACUGUAUCAGUACAAUACUACAAAUAAUCAGAAGAGCGUCGUUAAAUUUGCGAGCCCAGUAAGCAGCGCAGCCGUUGAGUGGAUGACGAAAAAAAUUUACUGGGCUGAUCCGAAGAAACGAAUCAUUCUGCGGUCAAAUUUAGAUGGUACGCACAAAGAGCCAGUAGUGGUGGCAGGAAUCGUGAAAAAAAUGUUAAUAGACUCUUUGGAAGCAAAUCUGUACUGGUCUACGAGCCGAACCGUAGAAGUUGCUCGAUUGAACGGAGAAGACAGGCGGCAGUAUCGUUACGAGGGAGACUUCAACGGUCAUCACGUGGCAGGUUUGACGCUGGAUCUUGAAAACCGAUUCGUCUACUGGAUCAUGGGCGAUUACGAGAACGAUUACAAGCUUUUCCGAUCGCUCACAGCUGAUAUGCUGCCAAUUGAUCGCGAGAUCAUUCCUGAAUUGGUGUCAUCAAUUCACAACACGAUCGGCAACUCUCUCUCAUACUUCUCGGACCACUUCGUCUUUCUCACUUCUCCACGCACUGCCUUGAGCACCGACGCCUACGGUAAAUACAAGGCGACGCUCGCUCCUCAUCUUCCCACAAACAUAACCCUUCGGUCUCUGACCCUAAAAACUCCAAUACCACCUACCCACCUGGAAACUCCACGUUUGCUUGUUCGCCCAAACUCGGUCGAUCCCGAGAGUAUAGCGAUCGUCGGUACUUGGCGCGACUUCAACGUCACCUGGCAGCCAAUCAAUAACACUAGCUACGGUCGAGUCUUCUACGAGGUCGGCUUCGCCGAUCUCAUCAAUGUAGAUACUCAGCCGGUGUUCACCAGCCGCAAUAGCGUUAGCUAUGCGAAUGCGGAUAGACUGCUGCCGUAUUCGUUGAUCGAGGUUACAGUCAGGGCGUACACUUAUUGGGAGAGCGCGGCGAAAGUCAGCAAGGUCAUCAGGUCGCCACAGAGCGUUCCGAGUCAGCCCACUGAUCCGAGGGUUUUUGUAGAGAGUUACAAGGAUCCACUGGCCGAACACGUUGACUACUUUAUUACUUUUAGAUGGAACAUGCCCGAAUUCGUUAAUGGGCCAGUUAUAGGUUUCACAGUUCAAUGCUGGUUUAUAAUCGACGGCACGGAAGUGCAACUGUGCGAAGCCGUUAAUGUUCCAGUCUCCGAGUUAGAAUAUAAGGUUCAUGACCUCCAACCAAACACGAGCUACUUCUUCCAAGUCUGCGCCUACGCAGAAGUAGGCCCUGGACCUUACACCGAUCCGAUUUCUACUUCAACCGACAAUGAGAAUCCGGUACCUCAACUUCUGGUAGCCACGAUGGAGGACGUGAAGAAGGUCGAUCUGGACCAGCGCACAAAUCUCACUAUAACCAGACACAUAGCAGUCGAAGUUGCCCAUUUGGCUGCCGAAUCCAAGAUUUACUGGAUCAACGAAAUGCAGGAGCUAGUUACAGCUGACGUUGACGGUAGGAACAUCACAAAGAUCCUGACGUUGAACAACACGGCUUUGAGUUUGUGCGCUGACUGGAUAUCCAGGAAUCUUUUCUGGACGGAGUCUAGCUACGAGGAUUCCGGCAUCAGUCACAUCAUGAAGCUGGAUCUCACCGUGUGGGAGGCUGGAGUGUACAAGUACUCGCGGAUAUUGUCGAGGAACAGAAGAAUCGUUAAUCUUGACAUUGCUCCUUUGACAGGCAACUUAUUCUGGAUGGAACUGAGCACGAGCAAUCUAGGCUUCGUCAUGCAAUCAGACCUUUCGGGCGAGAACGUCCAGCCGUUCUUUAACCACACGGAAGACUGCUCCUGUCUCUUCCGUCCUAUGUUACAGCCAGUCUUCACGAUAGACAAUACCGACCCUCAGAGUCCGGUGGUCUACUUCAUCUCCCCCGAGGGUCAGCUUUUCAUCGCCGACAUCGAGGGCUGCAUUUGCAGUCUCGUUUUGGAUGUUACUCCGUCUCGUGGACUACCCCCUACGUCUCUUACAACCGAUAAGAGCUACAUUUACUGGUCCAACAUGGAAUCGGGCAAGAUCCAUUAUGCAGAUAAGACCUCCACGGGUGAGGACAGUCGUGUACGGGAGUAUCCUAUCAGCGACGCGAGAUACAUCCGAGCGAUCGGUAAAUCUCUUCAACCGUAUCCUGAUUCCGACUGCCUCAUGCCGCAACGAGCAGUGUACAGCGUCCAACAAGUCUCCAAGACUUCCACGAGUAUCACCGUUAGGCUUCCCGAACCAGCGGCGUAUCUAGGCUGCGAAAAGUACAGUCUACCAGCAACGCUGUACACUAUCGACGUGUCCGAGUGUCGCAAGAUCAUCGACAACCGCACGAUCAGUGACGAUGUCUGCGAGAACGACGACCGCAUAAGGUUCCAAACCUAUUGGAAGGAGUUCGAGGCCAAGGGUCUGAAACCUUUUACCGAGUACCGCUUCAAGCUUACUUUGGCCAACUACUACGGGGAUCAGGAGUUCGCCAACGUUGACCAGUACGGUCCUGGUCUAGUCCUUAGAACAGGGGCAGGUGUACCCUCGGAGCCCCGAGACGUGCAGACCAGGUCGCUGACGCCAACUCUGGCAGAGGUCGAGUGGCGACAUCCGAAGCAAUGGAACGCAGAGUACGUGAGGUACAAAGUCUUCUGGAGAUCGGCGAAGCCGGUGGACGGAGUUAGACCCGAGGGCGAAAAAACAGUGAAGGAUGGAGACGUGUCCACUUAUCUGCAACCUCUGCUGCCAGGUCAGGAGUACUUGAUAUACGUUAGAGCUUAUCCCGAGAACUUCACCGACGUGCACAGCCAGAGCGAAGAGAAGCUUCUGAAAAUGCUCCCGGAGCCGAAUAAUCUGACCUUAAGCGGAGUGAGCUCGGAGGCGUUGAACGUCAGCUGGACGCCUAUGAAAGACUCCAUAGUUAACCACUCUCUGGAGUAUACCGUCAGCGAGCUCGAGAGAUGGCAGGUAGUCACUGAGUUCGCACAGAUGCGGAGCAGACUGAUUUUCCGGGUGAAAAAUUUGAAGGCCAAGGAGUACUACAAGUUCAGAUUAGUGUUGAGGUAUCGCAACUGUUCGGAAGAUUUCAUCUGGCCAAACGACGGCCGGUUUACCUUUCAGACACUCGAGGACAUACCCACGGCUCCAGGUACACCGAUACUCGUCAACAUGCAGAACUCAAAUUACAGACUGCGAUGGGAACCGGCCAGGAGUUUAGGAUCUCAGGUUCUACAUUAUUUCCUUGAAGGUACAGCCAUUAGCUCGUUCUCUGGAGAUGAGAAUGUUGGUUACAACGUGACGAACAAGUGGCUGCCGAUGUACAAUGGGACUGAGAACAACUGGGACGUCCAGUCGGGUAUGCACCAGAAGUAUUUGUUCAGAGUGAGAGCGAGGAAUGACUACGGAUUCGGCAAUUGGAGUGAGAUGAGCUCGGUUGUGGAUCUUACGGAGAUGACCAGAGCGAUGGUUAUUGCCCAGGAGCAUUUGGGACUGAUUCUCGGACUCAGCGUUCCGGCUAUUACUAUUGUUUUGCUCUGUUUCUGCUACUGCCUAUGUCCAUUCCACAAAAAAUCGAAGGAAGAUCCAAAGAAGAUACCGAUAAAGACGAAGCCCAAUGUAGAGCUGGCAACACUUAGGGAGAUUCCCAGAGGUAACUUCGUCGAGGCCAAUGCGCUCUACGUGGCCGCAGUCGAGGGCGACUCGGACGAUUCCCUACUGCCAAAAAUUCAAAGGGAUCAGAUCUCUCUAGCCAAGUUCCUCGGUAGCGGUGCCUUCGGAGAGGUGUUCCAAGGAAUCGUCAAGGAUAUCAAUGGUCCGGGUUCGAAGACCCCGAUAGCGGUAAAAACUUUGCGCAAAGGCGCUUCUGCUCAGGAGAAAAACGAGUUUAUCCAGGAGGCCAAGCUCAUGAGCCACUUCCAGCACAAGCACGUGCUACGACUAUUGGGAGUUUGUCUGGAUACAGAUCCACCCCUGCUGUUGCUCGAACUAAUGGCCGGCGGUGAUCUGCUUAGUUACUUGAGGACCAGCAGCAGAGCGUUAAAACCGACGGAUCCAGCGGCACUACGACUACAAGACCUGCUGUCAAUGUGCGAGGACGUGGCACGAGGUUGUCGCUAUCUGGAAGAGCUGCAUUUUGUGCACCGUGACUUGGCUUGUCGUAACUGCCUUGUGUCGGCGCGCGAACGCGAGCAUCGUGUUGUCAAGAUCGGCGACUUCGGUCUUGCCCGUGAUAUUUACAAGAACGACUAUUACCGCAAGGAGGGUGAAGGUUUAUUACCCGUGCGUUGGAUGGCCCCAGAAUCGCUAGUCGAUGGCGUCUUUACGUCCCAGAGCGACGUAUGGGCUUUCGGUGUUCUCAUGUGGGAAAUCACCUCGUUAGGUCAGCAGCCUUACCAGGCACGAACGAACCUCGAGGUGCUGCACCACGUGCGAGCAGGUGGUCGUCUGCCAAAGCCGUUGAACUGCCCUGCUAGACUGCAUCAGCUGAUGCUCAGCUGCUGGAGCGCAGUUGACUCCAGGCCCAGUUUUAAGGCUUGCCUUGAGCACAUCGUUGCUUUGAGGAAUUGUACAGAGGACUGUACGCUCAGUCCUGUUAACCCUGGCCAGUUCCUUGUACACGGUAAUGCCUACAAAUCGAACCACUUAAGAGACAACUUAAGCAUCCAAUCCCUUCUACAAGACUCCGACAGCUCGAAACUUGCCAUCCAACCCAAGUACUCCUGGUUCCUCAACGAUUCUCUCGAAUUCAAUGAAUCAAAGGACCCGCGAGCAGCCUACGAGAUUCCAAAAUCUAUCCCGGUGCACGUGGGUACAGCAGCCCAACAGACUGAGAGCAGGUACAUUGAAAUCUGCAGCAGUGAAAAAGAUCCCGAGGAGUCGCCGGAAAAGGACAACAUCAGCUGCACCGAGUCGAGCAGUACGAUAACCGAAGGCGACAGUCAAGAGAACCCCAGGUGGAACCGCAGCUCUGUGGCUAGUCUCAAUCUGGCUGACAAAAAAUUCGACCGGAUGAACAUUUCAGACAAGCGCUCGUCGACCGCCAGCUUAGGGGAUAAAUUCAAAGCUGCUCCUGAUGGCAGUAUGAAGCAGUCUGGCUCGUAUGCGAGACUGGUAGGCAACGGUGAGUCGGUGAGCUCUUUGAGCGACUGGCGAAGAGUCAAAAAGAUAGCCAACGACGAAAGGGAAAGACUGAACGCAGAAAGAAGCAACGCUGAAGAGACAAGGUCCAACGCCUCCUCCUCAAUCUCGUACUCCAUGGUGACGUUUCCUCAGCAAUCGACAGGUACUGAAAAUACAGCUGGUAACAACAAGACUACUCUACCGAAACUGCAGAGAACCAAGUCUACUUUGCAGGGUAGCAAAGCUAACAUUCCACUGGUAAUCAACAGUGCACUCUUGAAUAUGCUGAGACAGGCGCCGGAGAUCGAAGACGAAGGAGACGAUGUAAAUUACGCAAAUAUUGACUCAGAAUCUGUGAAUGUGACUGAUCUGUGACUUAGGUUUUUAUUUAUUAUUUUAAGUAGGAGAGUGAAUGCGAGGUUGUUGGUCGAUUUAGUUUUAGAUCUAUUUUUUAAGAGCCGAAUUUGUAUAGUUUUUAGACAACGUUUAUUCUUAAUUUAUAAUAUUUUAUAAUAUUAUCUACAUCAUGUAUUCGAUGAAUUUUAAAAUUUGAAGAUCGAAUGGUAGAUUAUGCAAUCUGAUUUACUAUCAAUAUAAAGUGAAGCAGCUAAAUCGACUAUCUUUUUUAACUGGAACUCUCAAGCGCAACCAUAAGUAGUUGAUGUGUUUUUAGAUUUAUACAAAAGAUUGAAAAAAGCCAAAAUGUUGUUGAACACACAGCUUUUUUAAUGUGCUUUUAUUGUCAUCAACUAAGCUUGAGAAUCCCUUAUCAACGAUUUUUUAGAUUUUUUAAAACAAUAUGUAGCAAUACAAAAUUGUAGAAGUAGUAAUUAAUAAAGUAUACGUUCUAUACAUAUCGAACUUUUUUAAAAGACAAGCAAUUUGUUAGAAACAAAUGAGUCUGCGGACAGAAAAAAAAGUUGAAUAUUUCAAAACUUGUGUCAUACACAUGUGUAUACCAAAGUAUUCUUAGUUUUAAGACAAUUAAAUUUUGUAAAAUAUUGAAAUACAUUUUUAUAAAAAAAGGAAA